Xiphias gladius (swordfish) is the source of this 1374-nucleotide messenger RNA. It is a transcript of the gene elavl4, whose product is annotated as ELAV like neuron-specific RNA binding protein 4. Gene Ontology annotation, cellular component: ribonucleoprotein complex. The record is from RefSeq and is a predicted model, not a curated record. The transcript is spliced from 9 exons. Lineage: Eukaryota; Metazoa; Chordata; Actinopteri; Istiophoriformes; Xiphiidae. The coding region runs from base 1 to 1374 and encodes 457 amino acids. Gene Ontology annotation, molecular function: RNA binding.
AUGUUCGAAAUAAGCCGAACACUCAACGCCGCUUUGUUGAGCAAUGAGCAUCUCAAGAUGAUGGCGAGGUACGGGCAGCUCUCGGGACUAGCAGCCAGUGGCGUGGGCUCCGUCCCCGAGACGCACUCGCCGCUAUUUCCCAGGGAUCUCCUGUCAUCGCCAGCCCAGAUGGGCUACAGGUCACCCCUGGGGUCGACAGAGACACAGUGGCGUCAGGCAGAGCUCCCACAGCUCCAGGGCUGGGCAGAGAAGGGAUUGCUGACACAGCCAAAGAUGAUCAUCAGUAACAUGGAGGCUCCAGUGACAAAUGGCCCCAGCGGAGGAGGCAACACAGCCAACGGGCCAACCACCAACAGCCGCGGCUGCCCCUCACCCAUGCAGACUGGCCCAACAAACGACGAUAGCAAGACCAACCUCAUUGUCAACUACCUGCCCCAAAACAUGACCCAGGAGGAGUUCCGCAGCCUGUUCGGUAGCAUCGGCGAGAUCGAGUCCUGCAAGCUGGUUCGCGACAAGAUCACAGGACAGAGUCUGGGCUACGGAUUUGUCAACUACAUCGAUCCAAAGGACGCAGAGAAAGCCAUCAAUACGUUAAAUGGACUCAGACUUCAGACCAAAACCAUCAAGGUGUCAUAUGCACGACCCAGCUCAGCCUCCAUCCGUGACGCCAACCUGUAUGUGAGCGGCCUGCCCAAGACUAUGACCCAGAAGGAGCUGGAGCAGCUCUUCUCCCAGUACGGACGCAUCAUCACCUCCCGCAUCCUCGUCGACCAGGUCACAGGUGGCUCCCGAGGUGUGGGCUUCAUCCGCUUUGAUAAGAGGAUAGAGGCUGAGGAGGCCAUCAAGGGCCUAAAUGGACAGAAGCCAUCGGGCGCUGCCGAGCCCAUCACAGUCAAGUUCGCCAACAACCCCAGCCAGAAGACCAGCCAAGCCCUUCUGUCACAACUCUACCAGUCCCCCAAUCGCCGAUACCCAGGGCCCCUCCACCACCAGGCUCAGAGGUUCAGGCUGGACAAUUUGCUUAAUAUGGCCUAUGGCGUAAAGAGGUUUUCUCCCAUCACCAUUGACAGCAUGACCAGCCUGGUUGGCAUGAACAUCCCUGGGCACACGGGCACUGGUUGGUGCAUCUUCGUGUACAACCUGUCCCCAGAUUCUGAUGAGAGUGUGCUCUGGCAGCUGUUCGGGCCAUUUGGUGCCGUCAACAAUGUCAAGGUGAUCCGUGACUUCAACACCAACAAGUGCAAAGGCUUCGGCUUCGUCACCAUGACGAAUUACGACGAGGCGGCCAUGGCCAUCGCCAGUCUCAACGGCUACAGGUUGGGCGACCGUGUCUUGCAAGUCUCCUUCAAGACUAACAAGACACACAAGUCCUGA